Messenger RNA from Mizuhopecten yessoensis (Yesso scallop), 3639 nucleotides. Its product is annotated as zinc finger protein SNAI2-like. The record is from RefSeq and is a predicted model, not a curated record. Lineage: Eukaryota; Metazoa; Mollusca; Bivalvia; Pectinida; Pectinidae. The transcript is spliced from 2 exons. The coding region runs from base 118 to 1149 and encodes 343 amino acids. Gene Ontology annotation, molecular function: DNA-binding transcription factor activity, RNA polymerase II-specific; RNA polymerase II cis-regulatory region sequence-specific DNA binding. Gene Ontology annotation, biological process: regulation of DNA-templated transcription.
ACUUGUUGAGUGCAAAGGGGGCUGCCGGUCUCGAGCCGUUACCGCGUGCGCACGAGCACCGUAGUACAACAUUUGGAACUUUACCAAGCUCGUGUAGUGGUGUAGUAAGCAGUAACCAUGCCUCGGGCAUUUCUCAUUACAAAUCGGCGAUAUUUCUCCAAAAGACAUUCCACGUCUGGCCAACAAACAGAAAAACUAUUACCAAAUGUUGAAUUUGAAGUUGUCUACCAAAAGAAUAUUGAUGUUUCGCCGGUGCCAUCGCCUGCCCCCCUGCAGCCACCCCCUCCCCCGUCCCAUCUGUCAUCAGACGAGGGGGAUAGCGACUACAGCAGCUACACUUCAUCUCCCCGCCAUGAAUCCCGGCCGGACUUAUCCCCCAAAAUGGAAUGUCGAUUCGAUUGCUCCGAUCACAUAUCUCUUCUGUUCGACUUCAUCAACCAGAGUCCGAGGAAAACGGCAUGUAAAGAUUUUUACGAACACGAGUCGGAGGCCGUGCGUGUUCUAAAUUUUGACGAACCGGAUUACUCCUCGUGCACAAAAGUGUUAUCUCCCUUGCAGGAGCUCGUCCACCAGCCAUUUGGGCAUGAUCAGCCUGAUGGGUCUUCAUUGACCGACACUCACAUAUGUUUGGAGUGUGGCAAACGCUACAGUACGUCCAGCAAUCUCGCGCGACACCGACAGACACACCGCAGCGUCAGCGACAAGAAAGCUCGAAAGUGUCCCCACUGUGAGAAAGUAUACGUGUCAAUGCCGGCCUACAGCAUGCAUGUUCGAACCCACAGCCAAGGGUGCGAGUGUAUGUACUGCGGCAAGCGCUUCAGCCGACCAUGGUUGCUACAGGGACACAUUCGAACGCACACGGGCGAGAAGCCAUUCAACUGUCCAAAAUGUGGCAAGUGCUUCGCGGACAAAUCCAACUUGCGCGCGCACAUUCAGACACACUCACCGGAAAAACCGUACACCUGUGGUCGAUGUGGAAAGGCCUUCGCCCUUAAGAGCUACCUAUACAAGCACGAGGAGUCGUCCUGUAUGAGGGGACAGAGGAAUAAAAAGUCGAUGGACAUAGACGACAUUGUAUCGGAACCGGAAGAUAUGAGAACAAUACAAAGUCCGCACACACAAGAAUCGAACUUGAUGCCCGUAUGGUAACUACGGCAACCGUCUUUUGACAUUAAAACCAUGACCUUGACCUUUACGUGGACGAAUUUUCGUGCUGACCAAUGACAUACAAGGAUACAGAGGACCAAUCUAUAAGAUUUUUGUAUGAAUAAGUCUUUUUUUUUUUUGCAAAUAUUUGUAUUGUUUCUAUAUAUGACAAUAACCUUUCAUUGAGUAUCCUUUUAGAUGCUCAAACAUUUCCGACAUUUCUGCUUCAAACUAUUCCUUCAAACACAACUUGGAGAUUUCAAAACAUUUUUUUAACUGUAAGCAUUCCAGACAUUGCUUUAAUAUAGCAACCAACUUCAUCAAUCAUUCUGGUAUAUUCCAUAGGGCACAGCAAAAUAUCAUACUAGUUUUUUAUGUUGACAGAAUAGUUUUAUUUACAAAAAUCCCAUUUCUUGUCGGUAAUUCUAAUUAGAUUUUUGUUAUUGUUCCAUCCUGUCUUCAUAGUUCAAAUAUUUACAUUUUUAUAUUUAACUCAUAUUAAUGCGUAUUUGACGUCAGUCUCGAGGUCGAUGACGUCAUUUCGGAUUCGAUGUGUCAUUAUUAAAAUCGAUGCAAUGGCGUCGUUAGAUGUGCAUUACACAGUUUGUGUCUCACGUUAAUAUGUUUCGAUGAUAGCAAUUCAUUAUUUUUCCCCAAUAAGCUCAAAUCAGUUCAUUUCAGAUUAUCAUCGUCCACAAAUGCGAUAAACAAGAGUUAGCUCAAAGUUUAGAUUGUUUCUAGAUUUAAUGUUGGUAAAUGAUUUUUGUCAAUUACAUAAACGUCAUCAAACCUUUUUUUAACGCGUUAUUUUUUUCAGAAACACGCAUGCGCAUUCCCAAUCCCUAUAAACCUAUAAUUUAGCAGUAGAUACUGGCUAUGUUGAUCUCGUUACAAAUACUCUCCUUUGGAUAAUUUCUGAAGAACAUAUUACUUUUUGAGAUAUCUCAUAGCGACAUAAAUGGCAGCAUGGUGAAUUGAUUUGCAUAUAGUGAUGACGUAUUAGAAAUAUACAUCUAGCCAUAAGUCGUGAAUCACUGAUCAAUAAGUGACUCAGUAAGCAAUCUCUCCAACCUGCCAAGGGUUUCAAUAUCUAACACAGCGUUACUCAGCCACAGUAUCCAAGUGUUAUGUUUCCCCUCUGGAGAUAUCGUCAACGUUUGUUGUUUUACUUUGGCCGGCGUUCAAGGUUAUUUAUUUACCUUCUUCUCAAGGUGUACAUAUACACAAUUUUGAUGUAUAAUUGCACUCUUACCUCAUUCUGAGUCACACUGUGGCACCAAUUAUGACGUCAAGUGCGCUGAUAUUGAAUACCCAAUCACAAAAGCUGUUCUAUUUAUUUAAUACACCUUCGUCUAACAGGGGAAUCAAUUGUAAAUGUUUUUUCUUUGAAGUGUUUUCUUAAAUUAUCUCUGUUAAUAAUUAUAUUUUUCUUUAUCUAUGACUCCGUAGAAGUCUACGGUUUGCAAAUGGCGGGGUACUUGUGCAACAGUUUGGUAGUGGCAUUGACGGACGCUUUGAACCAUUGCUGUGUUUCGAGUUGGGUGUGGUGUCAUUGUUUGGUGUGUGUAACGCCUUUUCCUUAGUAUUUAUCAUACCUACAACGUAGUUUAUUACUUUGUUUGAUUUUAUUUAUACCAUUAUUUAAACGUUUACCUUUUUGAUAUGAGCAGGGAACAUCGACUAAACGCUUUGAUUGGAACAAAUAGGAGAAGGGCAUAGACGCAGAUUUGUCACACAUAAAACAAACGUCACAGUACUGUCAAUUUUUUCAAAACUUGCAGUUCGAAUUUAUAUACAUUUGUAUAACAAAUCAUAUAAUAAUUUAGGGAAAAAUGAGUUCUAUUGACAUUUUGAUGCAGAUCACAUCGCGUUUUCUCACCUUCUCCUGUUUUCAAAGUUCAAAUACAUUUCAGCUAAGAUUUGUUUACAAAUAGUGCUUAAUUUAUAGAUACGAACAUUUGUAUUUAUUGAGAGUACAAUGUCAUUAAGUUAUUGUAGAAAUUAAUUUAUUUAAUUUAUCAAUAAUAUAUAGUAUUAAUAGAUUGCUAAUCAUUAUUGCAUUAAUUCUAGAAAAAGAUGAAUAAUUUAUGAUAGAGCGCUGUACAAUUAUUAUUUAUUUACUCUAUGCAUUUCAUGUAAAUAUACAGGCCGUAGUUAGACGUCUUGUGGCCGAAACUUCACAUUUGUAAAAAAAUGUUUAAAUUCAUUUAAAUUUAAGUGUAUUCAAAUAUUGAUCAUAUUGAUGACCAGUGGUAAGUUUUUUAUUUUCUUAUUUCUUUGUUAGGUCAAGUGUGUCUCACGGACAUUAAAGCCAACCAAAGUGGACAAGUCACUUGGUUAAAUGUUAACGUAAAGUGUUUCAUCAGUUGUGUACGAGUCAAACUCAAAUUCAUCUCUAAAUCUUUAUAUAUAUUUGAUUUAAUGUUGAUUCUUUAUUUUUUGUGACGUUUUCCUGGACCGGUUUAAUCUAAAUUUCAAUUAAUUUCAAUUAUU